AUGGCGGGAGGACGGCGCGGGCUCGUGGCACCGCAGAACACCUUCCUGGAGAACGUGGUGCGCAGGUCCAGCGACACAAACUUUGUGCUGGGAAAUGCUCAGAUCGUGGACUGGCCGAUCGUCUACAGCAACGAUGGAUUCUGUAAACUGUCCGGAUACCACAGGGCCGAAGUGAUGCAGAAAAGCGCCACCUGCAGUUUCAUGUAUGGAGAGUUGACAGACAAAGAGACCAGUGAGAAAGUGAGACAAACGUUUGAAAACUAUGAGAUGAACUCCUUUGAGAUCUUAAUGUACAAGAAGAACCGUCUUCCUGUUUGGUUCUUUGUGAAAAUUGCUCCCAUCAGAAACGAACAGGACAAGGUGGUUCUGUUCCUUUGCACCUUCAGCGACAUCACAGCCUUCAAGCAGCCAAUUGAGGAUGAGGCUACAAAAAGUUGGGGUAAAUUUGCUCGUCUGACUCGUGCUCUCACCAGUAGUAGAGGAGUCCUGCAGCAGCUCGCCCCAGCCGUGCACAAAGGAGAGAAUGUGCACAAGCACUCCAGACUGGCAGAGGUUCUUCAGCUGGGCUCUGACAUCCUGCCUCAGUACAAACAGGAGACCCCAAAGACGCCUCCUCACAUCAUCCUCCACUAUUGCCUCUUUAAGACCACGUGGGACUGGGUCAUCCUCAUCCUCACCUUCUAUACUGCUAUAAUGGUCCCGUAUAACGUGUCCUUCAAGACCAAGCAGAACAACGUGACCUGGCUUGUGGUGGACAGUGUGGUCGAUGUCAUAUUCUUGGUGGACAUUGUUCUGAACUUCCAUACCACGUUUGUAGGUCCUGCUGGAGAAGUGAUAUCCGACCCAAAGCUGAUCCGAAUGAACUACGUGAAGACCUGGUUUGUGAUCGAUCUGCUGUCCUGUCUGCCCUAUGAUGUCAUCAAUGCCUUUGAGAAUGUGGAUGAGGGCAUCAGUUCCCUCUUCAGUUCUCUUAAGGUGGUCCGAUUGCUUCGUUUGGGUCGUGUGGCUCGUAAACUCGACCACUACAUUGAGUAUGGGGCAGCGGUACUGGUUCUGCUUGUGUGUGUAUUCGGACUUGCCGCUCACUGGCUCGCCUGCAUCUGGUACAGCAUUGGGGACUACGAGGUGAUAGAUGAGGAGCGUAACAGUGUACGCACAGACAGCUGGCUCUUCCUGCUCGGGGAGACAGUGGGUACCCCCUACAGAUUUAAUGUGUCAGGGUCUAACCGGUGGGAGGGCGGUCCCGGGAAGGACUCUGUCUACAUCACGUCUCUGUACUUCACCAUGACAAGUCUGACCUCCAUCGGCUUUGGAAACAUUGCGCCAAACACUGACGGAGAGAAGAUCUUCGCUGUUGCCAUGAUGAUGAUUGGAUCUCUUCUUUAUGCCACCAUUUUCGGAAAUGUGACAACGAUCUUCCAGCAGAUGUACGCCAACACAAACCGCUAUCACGAGAUGCUCAACAGUGUGAGGGACUUCCUGACGCUGUACCAGGUCCCCAAAGGUCUGAGCGAACGGGUCAUGGACUACAUCGUCUCCACAUGGUCUAUGACGAGAGGCAUUGAUACUGACAAGGUGCUACAGAUCUGCCCUAAAGACAUGCGUGCUGACAUCUGCGUUCACCUGAACCGUAAAGUCUUUAAGGAGCACCCCGCGUUCAGGUUAGCGAGUGACGGAUGCCUCAGAGCUCUGGCCGUGCAGUUCCAGAUGAUCCACUCCGCACCUGGGGACCUGAUCUUCCAUGCGGGUGAAAGCGUCGACAGCCUCUGCUUCGUGGUGGCCGGGUCUCUUGAAGUCAUACAGGACGAUGAGGUGGUUGCGAUAUUAGGUAAAGGCGAUGUGUUCGGUGAUGUGUUCUGGAAGGAGAUGACGCUAGCUCAGUCGUGCGCUAACGUCCGUGCACUGACGUACUGCGACUUGCACAUCAUCAAACGCGAUGCUCUGCAGAAAGUGCUUGAAUUUUACUCCGCCUUUGCCAACCAUUUCGCUCGCAGCCUCCUGCUCACCUACAACCUGAGGAAACGGAUAGUUUUCCGUAAGAUCGUUGAUGUAAAGCGUGAGGAAGAAGAGAUGCUGAAGAGGAAGAACGAAGCUCCUCUGAACCUGCCACCGGACCACCCUGUGCGCCGCCUGUUCCAACGCUUUCGCCAACAGAGGGAGGCUCGAAUGGCGGCAGAACGUGGAGUCUCCGCCCAACUCUGUGACAUCGAAAGAGGCAUCAUCCAUUGUGAAGCCCCAUCCCCGCAGAUCCUCGCCUCUACCAGCAUCGUCACAGUAACCGAACACCCAAACGAGACCGCACCCACCUCGUCCAAUGCUCCGCCCAUGAGGAAUACCAGUCGCAGUACUCAAAAUGGUGGGGUGUGUAAGACAGUGGAACCCCCAAAAGCAAAAGGGUGGGGGCGCUUCAAAGAGGCGGUGAAAGCGGAGUCAUGGAGCAGCGUGUCCAAAGCUGAAUCCAUGGAAACACUCCCGGAUCGGACUAAAUCUCAAGACCAGGUUUCUCUGAAAAAGACAGACUCAUGUGACAGCGGCAUCACCAAAAGCGACCUGCGAUUGGACAACGUGUGUGAGCCGCAAACACCACAGGAGCGCAGCCCGAAUGCCACAGACGGGAAGAAGACUCUGACCAAUGCCGCAUCCGAGCAGCAGAUGGUCCACGCAGCCUUCACCGAGCUCAAGCAGGAGAUACGAGAGGACAUGCAGGCUCUGGACAGACGCAUGGGGGCGCUAGAGAACCAGCUCACCCAAAUGCUGCGGUUGCUCAAGUCCAGGAAGUCCUCUGGAUCCUUUUUCGAAAUCUCAAGGCCGCCAUCACCAGACUCCGACAGUUUCACUUAA
Molecule: messenger RNA, 2841 nt
Organism: Boleophthalmus pectinirostris (great blue-spotted mudskipper)
Lineage: Eukaryota; Metazoa; Chordata; Actinopteri; Gobiiformes; Gobiidae
Product: potassium voltage-gated channel subfamily H member 1-like
Exons: 13
Coding region: 1-2841 (946 amino acids)
Biological process (GO): regulation of membrane potential; potassium ion transmembrane transport
Cellular component (GO): membrane
Molecular function (GO): delayed rectifier potassium channel activity
Source: RefSeq, a predicted model, not a curated record